CGAAAACAUUAAAAAUUUCAAAUAAGAUGAGCAAUAAACCCGAAACUGUAACAAAUCAUCUGACGGAUGCUCACACAUCAAAUGCAUCACAAAUUUCAGACAGGAUCAUUUUUCCUGAGGAAGUACAGACAAUUAAAGCAAAAAAUCCUAAAGUGGAUUUUAACAAAGCUGAACUAUUGAAGUUGUUGUGCUAUAUGGAAGGCGAACUGCAAGCUCGCGAUGUUGUUAUUGCCGUUUUAAAAUCUGAAAAAGUUAAAAACUUGGUGAAUGUUGCUGCUUAUGGUGCGCCUAUUGAUUCCAAAUUAAAGUUGAACGAUCCUCAUGCAGCUCUGUUUCGUGAUAGUAUUGCGCUAACUGGUAAUCUUGCUAGUCGUACAAGUGCUGCCAUAGCUGCUCAGUCAGAACUUGAUGCAAGGGAAUUUUGUGAGCAACAAUUGUUGGUGUUAAGUCAAAAGGUCGACCAACAACGUCAAACUCAUGCAAAAGUUGUGAAUUUACUUAAAUCAACGCGAGACCGUCAUUUGCAGUUAAUGCAAGAACUUGACACUGAACGGAAGAAGAAUGAAGAGCCACAAACGCCAAGGUCAGCCACAUGCGAAAAGUCUCGCCUUCAAGACAAAAUAUUGGAAGCUGAAACAGCAAGAGACCAAUUAGUGAAAGAUGUCAAGAAGCUAAGAGAAACUUUAGAAGCGGAACGUGUUGAACACAAAGAAAUUGUGUUUUAUCUGUUGGAAGAGCGUAAAAAAAUUAACAUAAUACGAAAUGAAGAGCGGAAGCGUAGCGAAGAUUUGGCUCAAAUAUUAUCUGAGGAAAAGCAACGUGUCGACACAAUAGCUGAUGGACUUGAAGAAGAGACAAAGAAAUCGCUAAGAUUGGAAGCUGAAAUGGAGAAACAGUCAUUGAUUCAUGAACAAGAAAAGAAAUUAAUGCUAAGAAAUUUGGCUACAGAAGAGAAGAAAAUCAAAGAUCUUGAAGCAGAAGUAAAUCGUCUUCGAAUGGAAAACGAAGCACUUAAAAAGUCCACAAUGGGGUCGGGAGGUAAUCCGAUGAUGAGCAAUGUUUCUAAAAUCAUUCAACCAACAGCAACGGUGUCUAGUGUGCCAGUGUCGGGACCAACGACCGGAAUUGCAAGGUCAAUAUCGCCUGGACAAGUUCUUAGGCACGACAGUUCAAGUUCAAUGACAAGUGGAACAAAUGUCGCAACAAUCAUUCGAGCUCAUAGCGUUCAACAAUCAUCGAGUCAAGGACCUCAACCACCAUUGAAGAAAGGACAAUUUACAGGUGCAAACUCAGUUCGUGCUCCUCCUCCAAUUCCACCUAAUAAACCAAUAAUCAACAAAGGCAAUGCUACAACAGCAACCACAAGCUCUUCACGAAUUUCCUUCCUCCAGUCACAGACAGUUUCCGGUAUAGCCAGUGCUGCACAAGCCAUCGCUGCUCAAAAUGCAAAAUCUAGCGAUGAGUAAGAUGAUUGAUUAAAAAUACUCUGUAGACAACAAAAAAAUAUUCUUCAACUUUGACAGUUGAUAACUUUUUAUUUCCUUUACUUUGGAGAGCCAAUGUGACAUCAAAAGUUUCACAAUCUACUUCAGAAGAGCUCAUAGUGUUCAACAAUCGACGAGUCAAGGACCUGAACUGCAAUUUAAGAAAGGAAAUUUACAGGUGCAAACUCAGUCUGUGCUCCUCCUCCUGCUCCUCCUAAUAAACAUCAUCAACAAAGGCAAUUCUACAACAGCAACCACAAAUGCGACCAUAAAAUAAAUACAGCUAAUAAAUUAUAUGCAAACACAGUCAAAAGCAACUUGUAAGAAAAUAUUAAUUUUUAAAUGAUUCUCGUAAUUAGUGAAACGACGAACUUAAUUUAUGUUUUAGGAUGAAAGAGCUUUUAUACUCCGUAGACAUUGAAAGUUUCCCAAUUUUAAUCAAAUUAUGAAUCAUUAGCUUCAUCAAUGUGCUCACAAUCAUUAAAAUAAUCAAUAUGCAUUUAACCCGUGGACAAUUGAAUUGUUAAAUCAGAGCAUGCUGAUUAAAUUAAAUUUUUUUUAAAUUCAACAACGGAAUGGAUCCUGAAAAGCUGAAGUUAAUUUUUGCAUUUUACAGAUUAGGGAAAUAUUUAAAAAAACCAAAAAGAAAAAAGUUGCUGGAAGCGAAAAAAACAAAAUAUCGGAAAAAAAGUUCAUUUUAAAAUAAGAGAUUUAAUAAGUUGUAGCAAUACAGUUGAAAACUUCACCAUCCCUGAAAGUUUUUUAAAGAAAACUUAAUUUGAAAAAAAGUUGUAAGAAAUUGUCCACGGAGAAAAAAGUUCACGGAGUAUAAAAGCUCUAAUGAUUAUAUUUUGUAAUUUUUUUAAUGUAAAUUAGUUAAAUUAUUUUACUUAAAAAAUAUAUAUAAAUUCAUGAAAGUUAA
Clunio marinus is the source of this 2406-nucleotide messenger RNA. NCBI's taxonomy places the organism in Eukaryota, Metazoa, Arthropoda, Insecta, Diptera, Chironomidae. The record is from the annotation of a GenBank genome assembly.